Pantherophis guttatus is the source of this 1509-nucleotide messenger RNA. RefSeq names its product olfactory receptor 52K1-like. Gene Ontology annotation, biological process: G protein-coupled receptor signaling pathway. Gene Ontology annotation, cellular component: plasma membrane. Gene Ontology annotation, molecular function: G protein-coupled receptor activity; olfactory receptor activity. NCBI's taxonomy places the organism in Eukaryota, Metazoa, Chordata, Lepidosauria, Squamata, Colubridae. The record is from RefSeq and is a predicted model, not a curated record.
UUUUGCUGGCAGCAUUUCAGAAGGGAAGGAGAUCUUCAACCCCAGCAAGGACUCCUUCCGCCAUCAGUUAUGUGGUGUCUGAGCAAGAAAACCCCAGCAAGAAAGAUCUUGAAAUGAAGCAACUCUUCAGGGGGCCGUACAAUAGAUCGGCGUGCAACCACACCCGCCUGGAGCCCCUCGUUUUCUUCCUGUCUGGGAUUCCUGGCCUGGAACAAGCUCACCACUGGAUCUCCAUCCCCUUCUGCUCCAUGUUUGUCAUCUCCCUUCUGGGCAACGGCACCCUCCUCUAUGUGAUCAAGACAGACCUGAGUCUCCACAAACCCAUGUUCUUCUUCCUCUCCAUGCUGUCCUCCAUUGAUCUGGUAUUGUCCCUCACCACCAUGCCCAAAACCCUGGGCAUCUUCUGGUUCAACGCCGGGGAGAUUGGGUUGGUUGGCUGCCUGGUGCAGAUGUUUUUCCUCCACUCCUUUUCCAUCAUGGAGUCUGCAGUGCUCUUGGCCAUGUCCUUUGACCGCUACGUGGCCAUUUGCCACCCUCUGAGGUACCACAGCAUCCUGACUCAUUCGCUGGUGGUCAAAGCAGGGCUGGUGGCUUUGAUGAGAGCGGUGGCCCUGAUGCUGCCGCUGCCGUUCCUGCUCCGGAGACUGUCCUACUGCCACUCCUUCCUCAUUGCCCACUGCUACUGCGAGCACAUGGCCGUGGUGAGGCUGGCCUGUUCCAACACCCGCUUCAAUAAUGUCUACGGGAUCUUCGUGGCUCUCCUGAUUGUUGGCUUUGACUUGGGCUUCAUCGUGCUGUCCUAUGCCAAGAUCCUCCGAGCUGUCUUGAGCUUGGCUACCAAGGAGGAACAGCACAAAGCCUUUGGCACCUGCCUGUCUCAUGUCUGCGCCAUCUUGGUCUUCUACGUUCCUGUGGUUCUCUCCUCUGUCAUACACAGGUUUGGCCACCAUGUUCCUGCCUACAUCCACAUUCUCUUGGCUAAUUUCUACCUGCUCUUCCCACCAAUGAUGAACCCUAUUAUCUAUGGGGUGCAGACAAAGCAGAUCCGAGAGAGAGCUCUCCACCUCUUCCAUCACCAGCAGCUGUUACGAAAGGCAGCCUUGUAAAGGAACUGCUUAUUCAGAAGCUCGUAUCUAUAUGCAACAUAUAAAUCCGGAUACUUUCUUCUCCACAUCUUCACAUUCAUAAGGAAGAGCACCUCCAUCUUCCCUACCUUGUAGGACCUGUGAGAAUCCCAGGCCUUGUUCUCAUCAUCACUGCAACUGGCCAAAGUAAGGAGAAAAGUUUCCUCUACUGGGACUGAUUUGGUUGCUUCAUCCAUUUCCCCUCUGAGCCUGGCUGUCAGAUCUGCCUCAACUUGGACUUCUAACAGUGGUGAAAUCCAAUUUUUUUUUACUACUGCUUCUGUGGGCAUGGCUUGGUGGGUGUGGCAGAGGAAGGAUAUUGCAAAAUCUCCAUUCCCACCCCACCCCAGGGGAAGGAUACUGCAAAAUCUCCAUUCCCACCCCA